This is a messenger RNA of Meyerozyma guilliermondii ATCC 6260, 519 nucleotides long. It is a transcript of the gene YFH1, whose product is annotated as ferroxidase. Lineage: Eukaryota; Fungi; Ascomycota; Pichiomycetes; Serinales; Debaryomycetaceae. Gene Ontology annotation, molecular function: 2 iron, 2 sulfur cluster binding; ferroxidase activity; ferrous iron binding. Gene Ontology annotation, cellular component: mitochondrion. The coding region runs from base 1 to 519 and encodes 172 amino acids. The record is from RefSeq and is a predicted model, not a curated record. The transcript has a single exon. Gene Ontology annotation, biological process: intracellular iron ion homeostasis; iron incorporation into metallo-sulfur cluster.
AUGUUUCGCCAGGCAAUAAGACGAUUUCACGGCGUGGGCAGAACCACCAGGGGAACCACCAGGCUUGUGCAAGUACCAUUGAGGCGCCAAGGGUGGCCAAUUACGAAUGCUCCAGGUAUGAUUGGUGGUCGGUUUUACUCGAUUAAUACGGAAGGAGAAGACAUUUCCGACUCCAUAGAUAAGAUUAGCAUCGGCGAGUACCAUCGUGUGGCAGAUGAGUAUUUGGAAACACUUGCUGACGAACUUGAGACUCUUGCCGAGGAUAAUCCUCAGGUUGAUGCCGAGCUCAGUCACGGAGUUUUGACGCUUGUUCUUCCUCCCUAUGGAACAUAUGUCAUCAACAAGCAGCCACCUAACCAGCAAAUAUGGCUCAGUAGCCCUGUGAGUGGCCCGAAGCGGUUUGACCUCAUCAAGUCCCGGUGGAUCACAUUGCGGGAUAACUCUUCGUUGACGGAAACACUUGAAACCGAGCUUUCUUCAGCAUUAGGAAAUGAAACCAAGCUCGAUGUGCAACAAUAA